AGGACAAGCAAUCUUCCCCCAUUAUCAGAUCGAACGUCCCAUUUUUCACAUCACCUCUAUUUCUCUCUCCUCUCUCUUCCUCCUUCUUUCUUACUGUACAAAAUCAUUUCUUGUUUUUUUGAUUUUUUUUUUAAAUACCCAUUUUCACCUCAAAAACUUCAAAAAAAACCCCCAAAAUAUAUAUUUUCAUCCACCAUUUUUCAUUUUCCUACACACAAAAUAUCCAUAUUUUUGUCUGUUUUUUUUUUAUAUUUAUUUUGGUUGGCUGUAAAACGCUUCAAUCGUCAGUCCAAUCUUAAUAUAAUUUUUUUAAUUUUAAUUAAAUUAAUAAAAAUAGUUGUAGACAUUUUUAGCUAAUUUUGAAUCAAAAUUAUUAUUUGACUUAAAAUUGGAAAAAAAUAAAUAAAUUUAUAAAAAGGGGACUCCAUUUUAAUUUUGUUUGGAGUUUUGUAUUGAGGAAGAUAUGCUUAACAUGUCCUCAAUCUUUCCUCUCAUCAGAUCUUAGCCUUAUUUUUCUCUCAAAUUCCGCAUCCGGGUCAUCUUCAAUCGGGUAUUAUUUCAUAAUUCUGGAUUUUAUUGAUCGAAUGAAGGAUCCGAUGCUUUUUUGAUUGAAUCCGAGAACAUACCAUUUUGUAAUUCGGCAUUGUAUUUUUGUUGGGGUUUGUGAUUCCUUAGGCCAGAAAUAUGCAAUCCGACCUUGGUAAGCUAUUUAUUGGUGGAAUCUCGUGGGAGACGAAUGAGGAACGUCUUAGGGAUUAUUUUAGCACCUUUGGGGAGGUGAUAGAAGCUGUGAUCAUGAAGGAUCGGACCACUGGCCGUGCUCGGGGCUUUGGUUUCAUUGUCUUUUCAGACCCAGCUGUUGCUGAUAGAGUUGUCCAGGAGAAGCACAACAUUGAUGGAAGAAUGGUUGAGGCAAAGAAGGCUGUUCCUAGAGAUGAUCAAAACAUUCUAAGUAGAACUAGUGGCAGUGCACAUGGCUCUCCAGGUCCAAGCCGCACUAGGAAGAUUUUUGUUGGAGGCUUGGCUUCCACUGUUACCGAGAGUGAUUUUAAAAUUUACUUUGAGCAGUUUGGUACAAUUACAGAUGUUGUCGUGAUGUACGAUCAUAAUACACAGAGGCCAAGAGGUUUUGGGUUCAUUACUUAUGAUUCAGAGGAAGCAGUGGAUAGGGUUUUAAUCAAAACAUUCCAUGAACUGAAUGGUAAAAUGGUUGAGGUCAAGCGUGCAGUCCCUAAAGAGUUAUCACCUGGUCCUAGUCGUAGUCCAAUUGGUGGUUAUAAUUAUGGUCUAAACAGGGUCAACAACUUCCUAAAUGGCUACACUCAAGGAUACAAUCCAAGUGCACUUGGAGGUUAUGGAGUAAGAAUGGAUGGCAGAUUCAAUGCAAUUGCAAGUGGACGAAGUGGGUUCCCUCCGUUUAAUUCCGGUUAUGGAAUGGGUAUGAAUUUUGAGCCAAGUUUAAAUGCUAAUUAUGGUGGAAACGCUAACUUCGGUAGCAGUCUCAGCUACGGACGUGGUGUGAACCCCUACUUUAUGGGCAGCUCAAAUAGGUUUGGUAGUCCGGUUGGCUAUGAUGAUGGAAAUGGGGGAAGCUCAUCCCUGUUUAGCUCAUCUAGGAACCUGUGGGGAAAUGGGGGACUUAAUUAUAGCUCAAACUCUUCUACAUCCGCUGCUUUUAAUGGGUCUGGGUCAGGGACUGGUAAUGUUGGAGGAUCCUUUGGAAGUGGCAAUGUGAACUGGGGUUCCUCACAGGUGUCUGGCCAAGGUGGGGGGAAUGCUGUUGGCAGCGGAAAUCUGAAUUAUGUUGGGGCUGAUACCAGUUAUAAUCUGAGUGGUGGAGGCUAUGGAAGAAACACUGGAAAUAAUGUAGCCCCAACAUCAUCAUCUUAUGCAUCAUCAAAUGGUGGUGGGUAUGAUGGGGCAUUUACAGACUUGUAUGGCAGUAGCUCGAUAUACGGAGACUCUCCUUGGAGAGCAUCAACUCCUGAGAGAGAUGGUUCUAGCUCUUUUAGUUAUGGGCUCGGGAAUGCCGGUCCAGAUGUAUCUGCUAAAGGGUCUGCUGGUUUUGUGGGCGGAUAUAGUGUUAAUAAGAGACAACCAAACAGAGGACUUCCUAGCUAGAAGGCUAAAUAUCAGGAAAUUAUUGUAGAUGGAGCAAUCUGGCAAUGCAGAUGAAAGGUGACUAAAUAUAGUCCAGUUUAAAUUCUGAAAGUUAAUUUACAUAGAACUGACUGGAGUGCCUAUUCUGAAGAUUACGUAGCAAUAGGGAAGUUGUAAGGGAUUUUGUUUUUGUGGCUUGAGUAUUUUGAGUCAUCAUUCUAGGGUUUUUGAGUGAGGUGUAAAAUCAGAUUGCGGGAUAUAGUCAAAUUGUAUCAUUCAUCUCCGGGAGGUGUUGGGAUACAUGGUAAAGGAUAGACAAGCCCCCCCUCUUUUUUCUCUUUUCCAAUUUUACCAUCAAUUUUCUUUUCUUUUCUUCUUUUUUUUCCAUAUAUUUUGUUAUGUGCUGUAAUAGUUAUGACAAAGCGCGGGUUCUUGUCAAGUACAUUUUCAUGUUUCUUUUGGAUUGUAUGGGGGCUUCUUGUUGAUUUACCAGUGUGGAACUAUUGAAGGAACCCAACUAGGGUUCUCAUGAAUAAGGUUCUUUUUAUAUUUUUCUGAUCCUCAUUCACUGUAGAAACUUCAUGUGGCUGCUGAACUUAAUUGUUAUUACGAUAUGACUUGAUGAAUAAUUCUCAUUGUUUUCCUUAUCUCUUAAUAGCAAUGGAUGAGAAUUUUUUUUGCAA
Molecule: messenger RNA, 2783 nt
Organism: Chenopodium quinoa (quinoa)
Lineage: Eukaryota; Viridiplantae; Streptophyta; Magnoliopsida; Caryophyllales; Amaranthaceae
Product: heterogeneous nuclear ribonucleoprotein 1-like
Exons: 5
Coding region: 685-2121 (478 amino acids)
Molecular function (GO): RNA binding
Source: RefSeq, a predicted model, not a curated record